AUGUCAAUUUCCAAUGGUCACUAUAAUAAUUACUUAAAAAAAGAAAUCAAUGGUCUUAGAAAAUGGAAAGUAAAUGGUCAACAAACUAAUGGGAAAUCAAGUCAUAUACAAGAAAAUGAGAAACACAAUAUUAAUCAGGAUGACAACUAUGAAAAUAGUUUACAGAAUGAAGAACAAAAUAAUCAAAUAAAAAAUAGUUGUAUAUUAAAUGAAAAUGGGAAUGGAACAAGAAAUGAUAGUGAUAAUAACCAUAAUUAUAUGAAUGAUAGUAGUAAUAAUAAUGAGAAUUUUGUACCAAUAUGUAAACCUGGACGUUUCAUUUGUCGAGGAUUGUAUACAGAUAUACCACAUUUAUGCUCUGAAACUGGUUACUUAAUUUGGAUUGAACCAAAACAAACUAUGCGUGUUUUAUUUACUUAUGGAGAUACAAAUUGUGACUUUUUAUGUUAUUUAGAACCAGAAGUUCCAGGUGUUGCAAUCAACUAUUUAGAGCCUAAUAGAAUAAAAUAUUUUCAAUAUUUUAAUGAAAAUGAUUAUAGACCAAUACAAAUUCAUUCAGGAUUAGCUGCAUCAAUAAAUGGUUCCACUGGUACUAGAUAUUCAUGCAUUGGAUCAUUGUUCAAUACAUUCUCUUAUGCAAUUGAUUCAGAAAAUGCUCAAUGUUUGAUUGAAUUAAAUGUUUUAAAUAAAAAACAAAUGAAUGAAUUAAUUGAACCAAUUUCACGUCCAUUCAAAUUGAAUUUUCGUUUAGUUCUUUAA
Molecule: messenger RNA, 759 nt
Organism: Schistosoma mattheei
Lineage: Eukaryota; Metazoa; Platyhelminthes; Trematoda; Strigeidida; Schistosomatidae
Source: the annotation of a GenBank genome assembly